Molecule: messenger RNA, 7140 nt
Organism: Colletotrichum karsti
Lineage: Eukaryota; Fungi; Ascomycota; Sordariomycetes; Glomerellales; Glomerellaceae
Product: alpha-glucan
Exons: 8
Coding region: 1-7140 (2379 amino acids)
Biological process (GO): fungal-type cell wall (1->3)-alpha-glucan biosynthetic process
Cellular component (GO): fungal-type cell wall
Molecular function (GO): alpha-1,3-glucan synthase activity
Source: RefSeq, a predicted model, not a curated record
AUGUGGUUUGGGAGCGCGCUCCUUUUACUGGGUUGUUUAACCCAUAAUGUUAAUGGCCUCAGAUACGACGAGCAAUAUGUCGACUUCAACCUCAACACAAAUAAGGAGGCGACGGAUCCUAUGAUGUACGAUGGAGAGUGGAAGAAUCACAAGUUCCACCCGUCACCAAAGAACUGGCGGUUCCCCUUCUACACCCUUAUGAUCGACCGAUUCGUAAACGGCGAUCCGAUGAACGACAACGCCAAUGGAACUGUUCUCGAGCAAGAUAUCACGGGUACGCAACUGCGAUUCGGUGGUGACGUCGCCGGUAUCGUGGAUACGUUGGAUUACCUCCAAGGAAUGGGCAUCAAGGGAAUUUACUUUGGAGGAUCGAUGCUUAUCAACCACCCGUGGAACUACGACUCCUACUCGCCGCUGGACCACACCCUGAUGGACUUCCACUUCGGCAAUAUCACAGAAUGGCAACUCGCCAUCGCCGAAGUUCACAAGCGCGGAAUGUACAUCGUGUUCGACAAUACUGUUGCAACUCUGGGUGACUUGAUCGGUUACAAGGACUACCUCAACAGCACUGCACCCUUCAAGCCCACCGAGUUGGAGGCGAUCUACAAGACCGACCGACACUACCUUGACUGGACAUUCCCGACCAAGUACAACGAGACGUGCGAAAACUUUCCCCGACUGUACUAUGAAAGUGGUUAUGAAGUUGGAAACGAGGUGUACGACAUGUUCGGCGGCUGUUACGACGGUGAUUUCGACCAGUUUGGUGACACAGAAGCUUUCGGCGUUUACCCCGAUUACCGACGUCAGUUGACCAAGUUCGCCUCCGUCCAAGACAGACUGAGAGAAUGGGUUCCCGCCAUCAACCAGAAACUCGGCCAUUUUUCGUGCAUGAUGAUCAAAACCUUGGACAUCGACGGCUUCAGAUACGACAAGGCGCUGCAAGUCACGGUUGAUGCCCAGGGAGAAUUCUCCAAGCAGAUGCGCGAGUGCGCGCGCGAGGUCGGCAAAGACAACUUCUUCCUCCCCGGCGAGAUCACAGGUGGUAACACUAUGGGUUCUAUCUACAUCGGUCGCGGACGCCACCCGGAGCAGUGGUUCAAGGACAUCAACACGGCCUACAGCACCAACCGGAGCGAGGCCGAGGGCCAGGACAUCUUCAUUCGUGACGAGGGCCACCAGGCUCUCGAUUCUGCCGCCUUCCACUACUCUUUCUACCGUUUCCUGGUCAUUUUCUUGGGUAUGGACGGUACUGGUGUCGCUGGAUUCGACGUGCCAAGCAACUUCGUCGAGGCUUGGAACGAGGUUCUCAGAGCAAACGACUUGAUCAACGCCAACACCGGUGAAGUCGACCCUCGUCACAUGUACGGCGCCAUGAACCAAGAUACCUUCCGUUGGCCCGCCAUCGAAUUGGGUCACGAGCGCAGUCUUAUGGGUCUGUUCGUCACGACGCUUCACUUGCCCGGCAUUCCGAUGCUUACCUGGGGCGAGGAACAAGCCUACUACGUGCUUGACAACACCGCUCAGAAUUACAUGUUCGGUCGUCAGCCCAUGUCCUCAGCCCCCGCCUGGCAACAGCACGGAUGUUACUCCAUGCCGGCCACGCUCUACUACCAGAUGCCUCUGUCCAGUGCUCGCGAAGGUUGCAACGACGACACCGUCUCGUGGGACCACCGCAACCCUGCCCAUCCUUUCAGACUCAUCCUCAAGCACAUGUACUGGAUGAGAGAGCAGUACCCCGUUUUCCAGGACGGCAUGUGGUUGGAGCAGCUGUCGAACCACACCGAGGAUCUCUUUUACCCCGGUAACUCUGGCAUGGCCACCACCACCGGUCUCUUCAGUGUCAUGCGUUACCAGCUCGGUGUCCAGAACAUGGGUGACGAUCUCGUUCCCGUUUGGCUUCUCUACUCCAACUACAACGUCACCAAGAAGUACACCUUCGACUGCUCCAAGGAGGACGAGGCCCUCAUCUCCCCAUUCGAAGAGGGAACGACCGUGAAGAACCUGUUCUUCCCUCACGACGAGAUCAAGCUCGAGGCCUCGACCAAGAAGCUUGCCUACGCCGGUAACACGGGCUUCAACGGCUGCACCAAGAACAUCACCAUGUCACCGUUCGAGUUCCGUGCCUACGUUCCCAAGGCCGACUUCAAGAACCCUCCCGUCAUGCUCACCAAGUUUAGCCCUGGUCACGAUUUCCGCAUCGAGUCCAACGAGACCAGCAACACCGUUCCCAUCGAGUUCCACUCCAACGUCGAGAUGGACCCCGUGAAGUUCAAGAACGCCAUUUCUUUCAGGUCUCACACCGAUGACAACAGCGUUCCUUCCAUCGACGAAAACUCGAUCGAGUACAAGAAGAUCUCCGAGCGCCAGGUCGAGUUGACUGGUGCCCUUCCUUCUGUCUGGUCUUGGAAAGCCAACCUCAUCAACGUGAAGCACGGCGUCCACGAAGUUACCGUCACGAACGCCUCGGUCGCCUCUGGAAAUUCCUCCACCAACGCCGUCGACCACUUCCUCUUCCGCAUCGGCUCCAGGAACAACCCCAUCAUUUUCCCCGCGACGGCCAACUACUCAUCCAGCCUUCUGACCAAGGAUGACGAUGGCACCAUCAAGAUCAAGCACACCGCUGCCGGCGCCUCUAAGUUCCGCUACUCCACCAACUUCGAGUCCUCCUGGAGCGACUGGGAAAACUACGAGACGGAGACCGUUGUCAAGAAGCAGGAAUGGAACGGAACCAAGGAGCAAGAGUGGGAGGGCGAGCACGUCAUCGUCCAGUACUGGUCCAGACUUCUCGGAACCGCCGCGUACAAGGUGCACGCCGAUAUCGACUACGAUACGCCGCGCCGCAUCCCUCACAUGUUCGCCGUCGGCAAGUUCAACCAGUUCGGCUACGACAGCGGUCUCACCAAGGCCCUUAAGCACACCGGCGAGUCAAUGUGGGAGUGGCACUACAUGGAUGAGUGGCCCAACUACUUCAAGUUCAGCGUUUGGGGCAUGAACCCUGACAAGAUGCCCGAUCAAUCGUUCGUGUACGGUGAUGUCGACGGAGACAACGUUGUCGAGCGCCUGCCGCCUUCUUCGCUGUACGAGAAUGCCAUCAACAUCACGUCCGAGAUCCAACCCCCCAAGCCUUACCUCGCAUUCAAGGUCACUCUGAAUGACGCCACGCUGCAAUACCAGCUCAUCCCCAAGGGCAACAUGUGGGUACAGUUCUUCCUUUGGCUGCUUCUAUUCAUUCUCCCCAUCGUCGGCGGUCUCGCGGCUGUUCAGGCUUUCAAGCGCUCUUUCUACCAGGUCAAGUUCAACGAGCACGGUGUCGGCGAGAAGUCCAAGUUCGGCAUGAUCAUGGACAAGACCCGCAACGCCUUCAUCGGCGCUGCCGGCGCCAUGCCCCUGAAGAUGCGCAGCUCGACCGAUCUCGUGUCCGCCGCCGCCGCCGCUACCACGGCCAACAAGCGCAAGAGGGUGCUGAUCGCGACCAUGGAGUACAACAUCGACGACUGGAACAUCAAGAUCAAGAUCGGUGGAUUGGGUGUCAUGGCCCAAUUGAUGGGUAAGGCGCUCAAGCACCAGGACCUCAUUUGGGUCGUUCCUUGCGUUGGCGAUGUCGAAUAUCCCAUGGACCAGCCCGCUCCCAGCAUGUUCGUCAAGAUCAUGGACCAGAUGUAUGAGAUCAAGGUGCAGUAUCACCAGGUCGACAACAUCACCUACGUUCUGCUGGACGCCCCAGUCUUCCGCAAGCAGACCAAGUCUGAGCCUUACCCCCCUCGUAUGGACGACUUAGAGUCUGCCAUCUACUACUCUGCCUGGAACCAAUGUAUUGCCGACACCGUCAACCGUUUCCCCGUUGAUCUCUACCACAUCAACGAUUACCACGGAACGAUUGCCCCCUUGUACCUCCUUCCCCGUACCAUCCCCGUCGCGGUCUCCCUGCACAACGCCGAGUUCCAAGGUCUCUGGCCCAUGCGCACUCCCGAGGAGAGCAAGGAGGUUUGCAAGGCGUACAACCUGGACCUCGAAAUCGUCAAGAAAUACGUCCAAUACGGUUCAGUCUUCAACCUGCUUCACGCUUCCGCCAGUUACCUCCGCAUCCACCAGAACGGCUUCGGCGCCGUCGGUGUCUCCAAGAAGUACGGUGACCGUUCCUUCGCCCGUUACCCCAUCUUCUGGGGUCUCUCCAAGAUCGGACAGCUUCCCAACCCGGACCCCACGGAUACCGCCGACUGGGACAAGAACGACUUCAUGAACGCCCCCAAGCCCCAGGUCGACCCCGCGUGGGAGGCCAGCCGUGGUGAUCUCCGCAGACAGGCCCAGGAGUGGGCCGGCCUCAAGGUCGACCCCGAAGCCGAGCUCUUCGUCUUCGUCGGACGUUGGUCUCUGCAGAAGGGUGUUGAUCUCAUCGCCGACGUGUUCCCCCAGGUCCUGGAAAAGCACCCCAAGACCCAGCUCAUCACCAUUGGUCCCGUCAUUGACUUGUACGGCAAGUUCGCAGCCUUGAAGCUGGCUAAGCUUAUGGAACUCUACCCCGGACGUGUCUUCUCCAAGCCCGAAUUCACUGCUCUCCCGCCUUACAUCUUCAGUGGUGCCGAGUUCGCUCUUAUCCCCUCGAGAGAUGAGCCCUUCGGUUUGGUCGCUGUCGAAUUCGGAAGAAAGGGAGCCCUGGGUGUCGGUGCCCGCGUCGGUGGUCUCGGACAAAUGCCCGGUUGGUGGUUCACCGUCGAAUCAACCAAGGCCGCCCAUCUUACCAAGCAGUUCAAGAGCGCCAUCGAAUCCGCCCUCGCCGCCGACACAAAGACCCGCGCCGAGAUGCGUGCCUACUCCGCCAAGCAGCGUUUCCCCGUCGCCGAGUGGCUCCAGAAGCUCGAGAAGCUCCAGGCCGGCGUCAUCAAGGCGCACGCCAAGUACGGCAAGAAGGGCCUCAAGAAGGGCAACGUCCUCGUCAAGCACUCCCGCGCCAGCUCCAACGCCGGCCUCCGCGACGAGGUCGAGCUCGUCGACCGCUCCCCCGCCUGGAUGAGGCAGGUCUCCGACUACGACGACGACGCCACCCUCCACACCGGCCGCACCACCCCCGCCGGCAUGCAGACACCCGCCGGGUACUACUCCAGCACCCCCGGCUCGCCCAUCAUCUCGCCCUCCCCGGCCUACGUCGACUCGCCCGGUGGUUCCCGCUCCGCUUCCCCCGGUCCUCAUAGCCGCAACAUCUCUGGUUACUCCAACUACUCCCAGCCUGACCCCCAGAACCACAGCCGCAAUGUCUCGGGCUUCUCCAUGGCCGACACGCUUCCCCUGCCUCCUCCCGGUGGCGCUCUCGGUAUCCACGACAACUCUUCCCGCGCAUCCAUGUUGAGUGUCGAGGACGUCGUCGGUGACCGCCACGAUUACAAGCUGCAGCAGGUCGACCCCUUCUUCACCGACUCCAAGGGCGAGUUCUACCAGGAGUUCGAGGAGCGACUCAAGAACCUGAACCCCGGCAACUCCAUCUCCGAGCUCUGUAUCGAGGACUACCUCAUGAAGAGUGAAAAGGAGUGGUUCGACAUGUACCUCGAUGCCAGGCUGGGUCGUCCCUCGCGCCCCUCGUCCCCCGCCUCCGGAAGGAGAUCGGGCUCCAGGACCCGCUCGCCUUCGAGAUCUCCCCUCGGCAUGCUGAAGAACCUGUCCAGCUCCAAGCUGAGCUUGCCGAUGGAGCGCGGCCGCGCCCCCAGACGUUCCCACCUGAUGAAUAGCACCAACGCCAACGAAGCAGACGGAUACGGCAACCAGACGCCUCCUGAUUCCCCUGGCUCUUACCACGCCCAGUUCGCCCUUCCCGAUGACUACGUUCCCCCUACUGGUGUCAAGAAAUACCUGCAGUACAAGGUCGGCGACUGGCCCGUCUACGCGAUGCUUCUGGCCCUGAACCAGAUCAUCGCCACCAACUCGUACCAAGUCACCCUUCUCACUGGUGAGGUCGGCCAGACGGCGUCCAAGCUCUACAUCAUCGCCUCCAUCUACCUCGCCGGCUCCCUGUGCUGGUACACCAUGUCCCGCACGAUCCCCCUGUUGUACCCCCUCUCGGCGCCUUACAUCGUCUACGGCAUCGCCUUCCUGAUCCUCGGCUGCUCUCCCUUCGCCGCCGACGACGUCACCCAGGUCUGGCUCCAGAACGCCGCGACUGGUCUGUACGCCUUCGCCUCCGCCUCGGGAUCCCUCGCCUUCGCCUUCAACUUCGGUACCGACGGUGGUUCCACCGUUCCCAAGUGGAUUCAGCGCCUCGCCAUCAUCCAGGGCCUGACCCAGCUCUACACCCUCGGUCUCUGGGCUUGGGGUUCUCUGGUGUCUGAGGCCGAAGCCAACUCCCAGCCCAAGCCCACUCUCGCCGGAUCCCCCGCCCUGCUGGGUAUCUGUCUUCCCGUGGCUCUUCUUCUCUGGGCUGUCGGCGCUCUUCUGUACCUCGGUCUUCCUGACUUCUACCGCGAGUCCCCUGGUCCCGUCCCUCAGCUCUGGCAAUCCCUUGUCAAGCGUAAGACCAUCGCCUGGUACCUCCUGGCCGUCGCGAUUCAGAACUACUUCCUCUCCCCGCUGUUCGGACGUAACUGGUUCUUCCUGUUCUCGUCCCAGCACGUCCCGGUCUGGGGUAUGGUCCUCCUCGCCCUAUUCUUCUUCACCUUCGUCUGGGCCAUCGUCCUUUGGGGCCUGGCCAAGGCCAGUGCAAGCCAUCCCUGGCUGUUCCCCAUGUUCGCCGUCGGUCUCGGUGCCCCGCGCUGGGCCCAGAUCUGGUGGGGUACCUCCCGCAUUGGUGUCUGGAUGCCGUGGGCUGGCGGAGUCGUCGCCGGAGCCGUCCUUAGCCGUAUCCUCUGGUUGUGGCUCGGUGUCCUCGACGGCCUCCAGGGUGCUGGUAUCGGUAUGAUUCUCAUGCUGACUCUCACCCGUGUCCACGUCGCGGCCGCAUGUGCAGCGGCGCAGGUCGUCGGUUCCAUCUUCACCAUGCUCGCCCGCGCGACGGCGCCCAACAACGUUGGUCCCGGGCCCGUCUUCCCUGAUAUCAGCGAGGGUGUCGGUGUGGCGCUCUCCAGCGCCUGGUUCUGGGUCGUGUUGUUGUUGAACCUGGGAAUCUGCAUUGGUUACUUCAAGUUCUUUAGAAAGGAGCAGGUUAGCAAGCCUUAA